Copidosoma floridanum is the source of this 984-nucleotide messenger RNA. RefSeq names its product muscle M-line assembly protein unc-89-like. Gene Ontology annotation, biological process: homophilic cell-cell adhesion. Lineage: Eukaryota; Metazoa; Arthropoda; Insecta; Hymenoptera; Encyrtidae. The record is from RefSeq and is a predicted model, not a curated record. Gene Ontology annotation, cellular component: plasma membrane.
AUGGGGGUCGCGGAGGAUUUCGCGCCUAGCUUCACGCAGAAGCCCCAACUGCGCCAGGAGGACGAGGGCAACCGGUUGAUAUUCGAGUGCCAGCUGGUGGCGGCGCCCAAGCCCGAGCUCGCGUGGUUCAGGGGCGAGACGCAGCUGCACGAGGACGACCGGACCAACUUUAAGAUACAGAGCGUCGGCGCGAACAAGUUCCUCGUCGUUCUCGAGCUCGACGAUGUCGUCGAGACAGACGCGGGCCUGUACAAGGUCAAGGCCAAGAACAAGAUGGGCGAGGUCGCCGCCUCCAUCAACCUCAACUUUAGCCCGGCUGAACCUGUUUACAGACGACAAAUCGACGGUAUCGCACCGACUUUUGCGAAAAAACCCACCAUCAGACAGGAGGACGACGGAAAGCGCCUUGUCUUCGAGUGCCGCAUCACUGCCGACCCGACGCCCAAGGUGUCGUGGUUCCAGGACAGCGUUUUGGUACAAGACUCCGCCAGGCACAAGCUGACCGUCGACAAAGACGGCCACUCCUACUUUGCGAGCUUGGAAAUAAAAAACGUGACCGUCGAGGACGCUGGAAAAUACAAGGUCACGGCGAAGAACGAGCUUGGCGAGUCCAACGCCACCAUCUCCCUCAAUUUCGACAGCGACGAGGCCCCGGUGCCGGACGACGGUAUCAAGCCCACUUUUACCGAACGACCGGUCAUCCGGCAGUCAGACGACGGCAACACUAUAACCUUCGAAUGCCGAUUAGCCGGUGAUCCGAAGCCUAGUGUCAUGUGGUAUCACGGAUCGGAAGAGAUCAACGAUGGUAGCAGGUAUCAGAUGUCGAUGGAACUCGACCAGAAGCUUUAUUACUUGGCUAGGCUGCAAAUCACCAAAGUCGCCAAGAUGGACAGCGGCGAGUACAGAGCCGUGGCGAAAAAUAAGCACGGCCAGGGCGUGGCCACCAUCAAUCUGAACUUCGAGGGUGGCGACAAGCUCAAGUAG